AUGACGACAGAUUCAGGUUCCCUCCUCACAGAGAUGGAGGCAUUCACAUUUGCUGUGACCACCCAAGUGGAUCUUCCUAUUCGUAUCAAGAUUGGCUCACUAGAAGGGAAGCAGAAACCGAUUUCAGACACCGCUCUCUGGGAGAAUCCCGAGCUCAAAUACGUUGGAUCUGUUCAGGACCCCGCAUCCGACCUGUACGUGACCGCUCAAAUAUGGUCGGAAUCGAAACCUCUUGGUGUUCCCAUGAGGACUAGAUACAAAGCCUUCAAGGGAGCUCGGGUAUGGAACGAAUGGCUACAAUUGCCCAUGUCGAUAAAGGAUGCCGAACGCAACACCCAAAUAGCAAUCACGGUUAUGGAUCUGUCUCCCUUGGCAAAGGAUCAUAUUACGCACAUUCCUUUCGGUGGAACCACAAUCACUUUGUUUGAUGAGGAUGGGAAGUUAAAGACGGGAAGACAAAAGUGCAAGGUCUAUCUUCACAAAAGCGCCGAUGGAUCUGCUUUGACUUCCACCCCGUCCAUACCACGACCGAAACGUCGAAAGCCGAAUACCCGAGACCCCUCGCAGCAGACCCCCGAAGAGGCGGAAUUGGAACGACUCGAAGUCUUGAUCAAGAAGCAUGAGAUGGGUGAGAUACCGCGUGUUGACUGGAUGGAUCAGUUGCUCUUUCGCGAGCUGGAGAAACUCAAGCUCAGCGCCGAUGAAGCGGCACACAAAAGGGCUCUUGAACUUGAGGCGGCCACGAAGAACGACCCGGGGCGUCUACAAGACCCUGACGAUGAUUCCGAGGAAGACAACCUAGAGGACGAAUACUUCGAUCUUUACGUUGAGUUCCCACGCUUCGAUCACCCUAUCGUGUGGGCGGAUCACGAGUACCCUCCGCCGCCCAUUUCCGCUUGGAGCCAAAGCCAGACUUCUCACCCGGACUCCGCUCUCAAGCCAAUCCCCGAGGUGCAGUUUGGACCUGGAAUCGUGCGGGCCGAUCCUCACAACGUGAUCAGAAUUUACGACCCUGAGGUAGGACAGAUUGGCAACCCCUGCGAAGACAAGCACCGACGUUUGAUUCGAAGCCACCGCACUGGCAUCAUGGACCGUGACUUGAAACCGAAUCCCAAAAUCAGAGACGAUUUGAACAUGAUCAUUUCCUACGAACCGACCCAGGACCUGACCACCGAAGAAAAGGACCUUGUGUGGCGAUUCCGCUACCAUCUCACGCGCGAGAAGAAGGCAUUGACCAAAUUCGUCAAGUCAGUCAACUGGCGCGAUGUUGGGGAAUCCCGACAGGCCGUGGAAAUGUUUCCCAAGUGGACGGAGAUCGAUGUGGACGACGCAUUGGAGAUUCUGGGACCUACCUUCGACAACCCUGCGGUUCGCUCGUAUGCAGUGGAAACGCUGCAAAAGGCCGAUGACGAGGAGCUACUUCUGUACCUGCUGCAGUUGGUCCAGGCUCUCAAGUACGAUGCAACCCCCGAGAAUUACCCUGACGCAGCUCCCCAGGAGAGCUCGCUCGCGCAUUUCUUGAUCUCUCGUGCGGCCAACAACUUCAAGCUCGGCAACUACUUCCAUUGGUAUCUUUUGGUCGAAUAUGAUGACGCCGAUGAACCCCAGCAGCGUAUCUUUGCACGGGUGGUUUACUACUUCAUGGAAGAAUUAAACAGGGUUCACCCGGAGUAUCGAAAGACACUCCUGCGCCAAGGUCAAAUGGUGGUCGUGCUGUCGAAGAUUGCCAAGGACAUACGAUUUUCGAACGAAAAGAACCGGAUCGGCAAGAUCGAACAGUUGAAAUCGUUCCUCCGAGAUCCCGAAAGAGAUUUGAUCAAUAUUGACCCGCCGCUUCCGCUGCCUCUGAACCCCGAUGUGGCCGUGACUGGACUAUGUCCAGAAGAAUCCAACGUCUUCAAGUCCACACUUUCGCCCCUGCUCAUCACCUUCAAGACAUCUGAAGGUGGUCGCUAUCCAAUGCUGUUCAAGGUCGGAGACGAUCUUCGGCAGGACCAGUUGGUCAUUCAGAUCAUCAUUCUGAUGGACCGUCUACUGCAAAAGGAGAACUUGGACCUCAAAUUGUCCCCCUACCGAAUUCUUGCCACCAGCGCAAACGCUGGCGCGGUUCAAUUCAUUCCCUCCGUCUCUAUCUCUGCCGUCAACUCAAAGUACAAGUCCGUCCUCGCCUAUCUGAAGAUCAACAACGCGGAUGAGAAUGAACCCCUUGGUGUACGCAAGGAAACAAUGGACACCUACGUCAAAUCCUGUGCAGGAUAUUGCGUCAUCACAUAUCUCCUUGGUGUAGGCGACCGUCAUCUCGAGAACUUGCUCUUGGCGCCAGAUGGCCACUUCUUCCAUGCCGACUUCGGAUUCAUCCUCGGUCGUGACCCAAAGCCAUUCGCGCCGAUGAUGAAACUUUGCAAGGAAAUGGUCGAGGGUAUGGGUGGAACUACAUCGCCUCAAUAUCUGCAAUUCAAGCAAUACUGCUACACCGCUUACACGACGUUGCGCAAGUCCGCCAAUCUGAUUCUGAAUCUCUUCAGUUUGAUGGUCGAUGCGAACAUUCCUGACAUUCGUGUGGAGCCAGACAAGGCAGUUCUGAAAGUGAAGGAGCGCUUCCACCUUGAAAUGACCGAAGAAGAGGCCAUCCGUCAUUUCGAGCAACUCAUCUCGGACAGUGUGAACGCCCUCUUUGGUGUGGUCAUUGAUCGACUACAUGACUUCGUUCAGGGCUGGCGCGCAUGA
This is a messenger RNA of Penicillium brevicompactum, 2727 nucleotides long. RefSeq names its product phosphatidylinositol 3-kinase VPS34. The transcript is spliced from 2 exons. NCBI's taxonomy places the organism in Eukaryota, Fungi, Ascomycota, Eurotiomycetes, Eurotiales, Aspergillaceae. Gene Ontology annotation, cellular component: phosphatidylinositol 3-kinase complex, class III, type I; cytoplasm; endosome. The record is from RefSeq and is a predicted model, not a curated record. Gene Ontology annotation, biological process: phosphatidylinositol-3-phosphate biosynthetic process; autophagosome assembly; autophagy of peroxisome. Gene Ontology annotation, molecular function: 1-phosphatidylinositol-3-kinase activity. Bases 1 to 2727 code for a protein of 908 amino acids.